AUGGCCAACAAUGACGACUCGCCCAACUCCAGCGUCGCCGGUGACAAGCGCAAAGCUGACGAUGGACCUUCGCAUACACGUUCGAAGCGCAACCGCUACAUCUCCAUCGCCUGCAAUGAGUGCAAGAGGCGCAAAAUCAGAUGCAAUGGACAGCAGCCAUGUCAGCGCUGCGGCAACCUCAACCUGGAGUGCGUCUAUGCGCCGAACUGCUGUACAAAUUCGUUGAAAGACUCGACCGAGUUCCAGCAGAUGCGAAACCAGAUUGAGGCACUGCAGAACCAAGUCCAUGAUCUCUUCGCCCAGAACGCUUCCACACUGGUCUCGCCUAAGCGACAGCAGCAACAAAAGACGUUGCCCCCAUUGUACGGUCCAACGAGCUCUAUGUAUGGCUUUGACAUAGCCAAAUCUUCGCUGCAGACCAUGGGCGUGACAAACAACGCAGCCGAAGAGGGCGCCAUGUCGACAGAACGAAGUCGCGCUACCUCUCCAGCUCCAAUAGCCAGCAUGCACCCACAAAAGGACCCUUUAUGGCUACUAGACAGCAACGAGGUACAAAGACUACUUCACGUCUAUGAAGAGGAGAUCGGCAUCAUGUACCCCAUCAUCGACCAUAAGAAGCUCGUCAAACAUGCCAGCAGUCUGUACAAGUUCAUUGGAGCAAGCCUACGAACUGGCUAUGGGCAGCUCAAUCUGCCCGGCGCUGACGCCUUUGACGAUGAGGAGACGGUUGUACUGAAGAUGAUGUUGGCUAUCAUCUUGGUCGUCGAGGGCAAUGGCCGCAGCGACCUGGGUCAGCGCUUCUUCGAAUCUGCUAAACCAGCCGUCGACGUCAAACUUGUCACAAGCACAGGCAUCACGUCAAUCAUCCUUCUCGUUCUGACAGCUACGUACUAUUUCCAGUGUGAUGAUGAGACACAGGCGUGGCGCUUCAUUGGUAUCGCGUCGCGAAUUUGUCUCGAGAUGGGCUUGCAUCGACGGAAUGGACUGGCAAAGCACUUCACCAACGAGGCAGAGUAUAUGCAAGCUGUUCGUGUCUUCUGGGUGGUCUACGCUCUUGACAGGAGAUGGAGCUUUGGCACGGGCAUGCCAUUCGCUUUGCAGGAUGCCGACAUCGACCAAAAUCUGCCGGAACCGGAUGAUGAAUAUCCAUACUUGAAGCACAUUACCAAGUAUAACCAAAUUGCAACAAAGAUUUGGUAUCAUAACACGGCCUAUGACAGUGGCCAGGGAACCAAAAAGGACGAGAUCGGCUUCCUCGACUACCGAAUAGUGCAGUGGUAUGAAGAGCUACCAGAUUCCCUGAAAUUCAAUAAUCGAGAUCUCAAGAGCGAGAACGCCAUGCCGAGUCGAGGAGUCCGUCGCUUGCGCAUGCUGAUGCACCUGCGGAAGAACCAAGCUCGAAUCUCAAUAUACCGCCCAAUUCUGCACUCAGCCACAAGCAUCAUGGAGAAUCGACACCAUGCACAACAGGUCGUCGACGUUGCCAAAGAGACCAUCAAUACAUUGACAGGCGUCAACCAGAUUUCUGACAUCUACAGGACACAACAGAUGUUGUUCAACUACUUCCUCGUGCAAGCCCUGGCUGUGCUCUUCCUUUCGGUCGCACAUGCCCCCGCAGUAUUCUGCAAUCAGACUCGACAGGAGUUCUACGCUGCCAUUGAGCUCGUCAAGGGCUUCAGUACAAAGUCACACGUGUCAAAGCGUCUUUGGCGGACGAUUCGUGGUCUGAAGGAGAUGGGAGACAAGAUUGGCAUGAUGGCGCGAGGGCCGAAUGACGACGUUAACGACCUGAAGAACGAUCCCCACUCUGACGCCGCUGCCGCUAUGGUUGGUAUGGCUGGUCAAGGCGUUGAAUAUUCAAUGGGCAAGACGAAUGGUUUCGAUGACCUUCAUGCUAGCCCGGAAAAUGCUCUUCAGAUGUCGAACGAGCUUACGCAUUUGUUUGAGAUGGCGGGCAACUUUGGCAACUUCAACGGAGGUACACCUGGGCAGGGCGACUUCGGUACUCCUUUCAGCGGGAGGGAUGAUGGUGCUUUUGACUACGGCAAUGCACCAUUCGGUAAUGAGCCGGAGUUCAGCAAGAUUCUCAGUGAGUUGCUAUAG
Cyphellophora attinorum is the source of this 2103-nucleotide messenger RNA. RefSeq names its product putative transcriptional regulatory protein. Gene Ontology annotation, biological process: DNA-templated transcription; positive regulation of transcription from RNA polymerase II promoter by galactose. Gene Ontology annotation, cellular component: nucleus. The coding region runs from base 1 to 2103 and encodes 700 amino acids. NCBI's taxonomy places the organism in Eukaryota, Fungi, Ascomycota, Eurotiomycetes, Chaetothyriales, Cyphellophoraceae. The record is from RefSeq and is a predicted model, not a curated record. Gene Ontology annotation, molecular function: RNA polymerase II cis-regulatory region sequence-specific DNA binding; zinc ion binding; DNA-binding transcription factor activity, RNA polymerase II-specific. The transcript has 3 exons.